GCGUCACAGCUGCUUUUGCGACCACGACGAGCCGGACGGGGAUCGGGGGGAGAAGGCGCGCGAAGCUGCCCACGAUACCCGCGACGCUAGAACAGGCCCUCUUACUCCUCCCCCUCGUGCAGGUGACAACGCCGGGGACGAGGGGGGAGGCAAACCCAAGGGGAGGAGGACCAUCAUGAGGGACGGCGUGUUCGACGUCAGCGAGCUGAUGACGAAGAGCGCGGGCUGGAGCACGCGCCGGUUGUUGCUGGCCGGUCUGCUCACCGCCGUGCUGCUCGUGCUCGUGGUCACGCUAACGGCAGCUGCCGUGUUGACGGGCGCCAGUGCCAGGGACGCCUCGAGGAGCGAGGCUCCGGGCCCGAGCGGCAUAUCGCUCGAGGAGUGGCUCGACGGCUCGCUAUCCACCAAAAGCUUCAACGGCACCUGGCUCAGUGGGGACGAGAUACUUUACGAGGACGAGGGCGGCAACUUGAUGAUCUUCAAUGCGUCUUCCCGACAGAGACGUAAGGUCCUCGACAUAAGCAAUACCCCACUCAUCACGAGCUUCUAUCACCAGUUCUCGGCGGACCGCAAGUACCUGCUGUUGGCUUUCAAUUACCAGAGGCUCUUCCGUCACACGUUCCUGGCCCAGUACAAGAUCGUGAACCUCGAGACUCUGCAAGAAACGCUGCUGAGCGACAACGAGUCAACGGGCUUGCAGCUGGCGGUCUGGGCGCCUCAAGGCAACGGCCUCGUCUAUGUAUUUCAGAGCAACAUUUACUAUCGGCCGCAGGCCGAGUUGCCCAAUAAUUACCAGAUCACCACCAACGGGGCCUUCGGCAAAAUCUACAACGGCAUACCCGACUGGGUGUACGAAGAGGAGGUAUUCAGCUCUAACAAGGCCGUAUGGUUCUCUCCAAGUGGCACUAAAUUGGCCUUCGGCCACUUCGACGACUCGCAUACUCUAAUAAUGAACAUCCCUUACUACGGUUUUCCUGGCCUGACUUUUCAAUAUCCCAGCGCCAUACCAAUUUAUUAUCCCAAGAGCGGCACGCAAAACCCGACCGUAAAAUUGUUCUACGUCGAUCUGGAGGAGGUGAUCAGGGGUAAUGUGAGCUUGACCGAAAUAGAGUGCCCGCACAAGCUGUCCUUCUCCGAGCGCAUAUUAGCGUCGGUUUCCUUUCCCACCGACCAUCUGGUCACCGCCAUUUGGAUGAACCGAGUCCAGAAUCAAGCUUACUUCCACACCUGCGACGUCGUACAUCGCAACUGCACCACGGCUCUCGAGUACAAAGAGAGAAACGGCUGGGUCGAGCAGUUCGUGCCGCCGCUGUUUAAUAGAGACGGGACGGCCUUUGUGCUGAUUUUGCCGCAGAAGCAGGGCAAUCGUGGCGACUGGAGGCACGCAGUCAUGGUGUCGGACGCAACUUCGUCCUAUCCGAAAGUUACUGCGUUGACAAACGGACUCUUUGUCGUCACCGAAAUCGUCGCUUGGGACGAGGACAACCACUACGUGUACUAUCUGGCGACGAGUGAGCGGGACCCAGCGCAGAAGCACUUGUAUCGGGUCUCGGCGCUGGAUCGGAACCGGGGCAGUCCCGAUUGUCUCAGCUGCAAUAUCAAAAGCGAGAACGAUGGCAGCUAUUGCCUCUACAACUCGGCGGAAUUCUCCAAGGACAAUUCGCACUACGUACUCACGUGCGCUGGACCCGGAAUCCCCGAAAUUACCAUCCAUAACAGGAAUUCAACGAAAUUGUUUACGUGGGAGAGCAACAAACCUAUAGCAGAACUCAUCGCCGAAAAGGCUCGUCCAAUAGUCAAGAGGUUCACAGUGCCAGUGCCUGGUGGUUUUGAAGCUCAGGUCAAAAUGCUUUUACCACCGAACGCAGACUUGUCCGGAAAAACCAAAUAUCCCAUGCUCGUUUAUGUGUACGGUGGGCCCGACACGAACGAGGUCACGGAGAAAUUCAACAUAGAUUGGGGAACGUACCUCGUGACGAACAAAAGUGUUAUCUACGCGUCCAUAGACGGACGGGGCACUGGACUGAAAGGCAACGCCAUGAUGUUUGCGGUGUACAGGAACCUCGGCACAGUCGAGGUCAUGGACCAAGUCAACGUUACGAGGUACAUACAGAACAACUUCGGUUUCGUCGAUCGCACGAGGACAGCGAUAUGGGGCUGGAGUUACGGCGGCUACGCGACGGGCAUGGCGCUGGCAAUGGAUUUAGAUGGGAUUUUCAAAUGUGGCUUGUCAGUUGCACCAGUGACCGACUGGACGCUUUACGAUUCCGUUUACACGGAGAGGUUCAUGGGCCUGCCCAACGCGGCCGACAAUCUAGCCGGCUACGAUCAAAGUCUGCUGCUCAACAAAGUUGACAACAUCAGGAGCAAGGGCUACUACUUGAUCCACGGCACUCUCGAUGACAACGUGCAUUACCAGCAGUCUAUGCUCCUCGCCAAGAUGCUCGAGCAGAAGGAUAUCCUCUUCCGUCAGCAGACGUACACGGAUGAGACCCACGACAUUGCUCGAAUGCGGCUGCACUUGUACCACUCGAUGGAGAAAUUUUUGGACGAAUGUUUCAUACCAUCGUCAUGA
Molecule: messenger RNA, 2575 nt
Organism: Copidosoma floridanum
Lineage: Eukaryota; Metazoa; Arthropoda; Insecta; Hymenoptera; Encyrtidae
Product: dipeptidyl peptidase 4 omega
Biological process (GO): proteolysis
Cellular component (GO): plasma membrane
Molecular function (GO): dipeptidyl-peptidase activity; serine-type peptidase activity
Source: RefSeq, a predicted model, not a curated record